Orbicella faveolata is the source of this 917-nucleotide messenger RNA. RefSeq names its product ATP-binding cassette sub-family C member 4-like. The record is from RefSeq and is a predicted model, not a curated record. Gene Ontology annotation, cellular component: membrane. Gene Ontology annotation, molecular function: ATP binding; ATP hydrolysis activity; ABC-type transporter activity. Lineage: Eukaryota; Metazoa; Cnidaria; Anthozoa; Scleractinia; Merulinidae. Gene Ontology annotation, biological process: transmembrane transport.
ACUACAUUACCCUUUUGGUGUACGGAUCUAUUGCUUUGGUCUCCUUGCUUCUUACGAUAACGGCCUCCUUCUGUUUCUACCUCGCGGCAUUGAAGGCUUCGGAAAACCUCCAUGACCAGAUGAUAACCACAGUUAUGAAAGCACCAGUUCUUUUCUUUGACACAAAUCCAGUUGGUCGCAUCCUAAAUCGCUUUUCUAAAGAUAUUGGUUGCAUGGAUGAUCUGCUUCCAGGGCAAUUCCUUUUUGCAGUUAAACUUUUGCUGUACGUUUUCGGCGCUACCAUUCUCUCAGCAGUCGCAAAUGUAUGGCUAGUCAUUAGUUGUACGCCUUUGGCUUUGUUGUAUAUUUACUUGACCAAAUACUAUUUGAAAUCCGCCCGGGAAAUAAGACGACUAGAUUCAAUGACGUGCAGUCCAGUGUAUUCCUGUAUUGCUGACACUGUGGCAGGAUUGGAAGUAAUUCGCUCCUCAGAGAUGGAGAGUAGUUUUCUUUGCAAGCUUUUUAGGUACUUAGACAGGAACACCUCAGCAUCAAUCAUGCUCAAGGCAUCAACACGUUGGCUUGCUAUUAGAGGAGAUAUUCUAAGUGUCUUUCUUGUAACGUCUGUGUCAGCUGGAGCCCUAUUCGCUACUCAAAGUCCAGCCUUAGCAGGAAUGUCCUUGGCGUUCGUAAUGGAAUCAUUAGAAGUGUGUCAAUACGCGAUUCGCAUGGCCUCAGAAGCAGAAAGCCAUAUGACGUCAGUAGAGAGGGUGUUGAAUUACACCAACAUUGAAUCAGAGCCUGGAUACAGCACUGACACAGUACCAGAUGAAUCCUGGCCCACAGUAGGCAGCUUAACAUUGCACGACUUGUCUUUGUCAUAUUUAAAAGACGCCCCAGCAGUUUUGAAAAAUGGUGAAAGAUGUCUCUUACGAUAA